Molecule: messenger RNA, 1033 nt
Organism: Laetiporus sulphureus 93-53
Lineage: Eukaryota; Fungi; Basidiomycota; Agaricomycetes; Polyporales; Laetiporaceae
Exons: 1
Coding region: 120-935 (271 amino acids)
Source: RefSeq, a predicted model, not a curated record
GCACAACAUUUCCGAGUUCUUGUAGUAUAAAAAGGACGCCAGCCCCCGCUGCAAAGUCCAUCACAAGUUGCACUCGUCUAUCACACCAAACACUCGCACAAAUCUUCUACUUCUUCAUCAUGAAAUCCCCUGCCGCAUCCGGUUCCCAGGAGACCCGCCGCUUCUCCGUCCCCAACAUCAAAUACGGCGCACGACGGACUACCAGCACCCAGGCAGAGCCGGAGGUUGCCCAAGACAAUAGGAGUCGAAACACUGGCAAUUACUUCGGAAACAUCACCCGCUCGCAGUCGCUGCCGCUCUCGCUGGAAGGCAUCGUCGCCGACGACGUUCCCGAGGAGCCCACCUACCUCAUCCGCCUCGCAGUCGACCAACACGCCCGCGCACAGCCGUGGAUGAACGCCGAUCAAUCCACCGCGGUCGCCGCGCCCCAGUCUCCCAGCUCCUCGCCCACUGGCCAGCAGCGCGAUAGAUCGAGCGGACGCCCUGCCGGCGAUCACCCCGACUUCUAUCAGGUCACAUAUACCCCCGACGCUGCAAUCAUCACCACCCAAAUCUACCCAGCCAGAGAGGACAUGGCUUGGUUGAAUAUCGCCGAUGGCGAGCGGUACUUCAACGUCCGCCCUCCCGGGCUUUCGAGCCCUAUGCCCUCGGAGGAGGACGUCGCGCGCUGGUUCAACCCUGGGGUUAUUGCCCAUGAGGAGCCCUCGCCCCGACGGGCAGUAGUCUCUGCGGAGGAUAUUCCAUCAUCGCCGCCGCCGCCAUACGAGGAGCACGAACAACCAGUCGUCACCGUUACGAUGAUUAUGCCAUACGGCCGCGGCGGCCACAGAGGCGGAAGAUCACGGCGUCGUUCGCCCCGUGAAGAGGCUGCACCGCCCCAGACGCCGCACCUGCCGAGCAUUGAGCGUUUUGCGACCGAACCACUUUACGCUUAGCCACAUACGCGCAUAGUCACUGCACACUAGGAUUCGUUUGUACCUUAUGAUCUUCCUCCCAAUGGAAUUAUACACACUCCAUCGGAUUGCACGAGAGC